CUACUAUAUUUGGUAUUUCCUAUGUUCUCCAAUUUUAUACAGGUAAAAAUAUAAACAAGUUUCUUGCAAGCACAAAACGCUUAUGAAACUAUAUUGUCCACUGCUCAGUGGUGGUUCUCAUAUCCCACCAACUAAGUUCAAGCUGCAGGAAGAUCCAAGCAGAGUAGGUCAUAAGAAGGAUAACACCAAAAAAAGAUUGCUAGAAAAGCAAAGCAUCAGAUGAUAAGAGAGAGAUGGGAUGUCAAGUUGAUAAAAGAAAUAGUACUCAGAGGGAAAUUAGUAUAAAUAACUGAUCUAGACUAGUAUAGAAAUUUUUUAAGAGAAAAAGGUGGGAUCCCACAAGAUAGGGGAGGCCUACAUCAGAGACACUUUAAUACGCAAUAGAUUCUUGUUUCUAAGUCUCUGCUUAUAUAUUUGUAGCAACUAGUUCAGUUUCGAACCAAAGUUAAAAGCAGCUCUUUAACUUCCCCUUUCACCAGCAUACUACGACAUAUAAACAGUUCUAGUAUCAGUUCACCAUGCCAGUCUGUUCCGUGGCUCCAAAACUGGAAAAUGGCACUGAACUGGUUACAGGUCUGCCGAACAGGCCGGAGGCGUGUAACACCGCUUAUCUGGCUUACCCCAUACAGAGGAAUUCACAGUCCUUUCUACAACGGAUUUUAUAUCCCAUAACUUUAAAGUUUGAGGAGAUUGUUUACAAGGUAAAUUCUGAAAGAAAAGGAACAUGUUGUGGAGGAACAUCAAGCACUAAAGAGAAAACAAUACUCAAUGGGAUAACAGGCAUGGUUUGUCCCGGAGAGAUACUGGCAAUGCUUGGUCCAUCAGGCAGCGGAAAAACAACCCUCCUCACAGCCCUUGGAGGCCGCCUUUCUGGGAGGUUGUCUGGAAAGAUCACUUACAACGGCCAGCCAUUUUCAGGUUCUAUCAAACGUCGAACUGGAUUUGUUGCACAGGAUGAUGUUCUAUAUCCACAUCUCACGGUAUUUGAAACUCUUGUAUUUACUGCACUACUAAGGCUACCCAACAGCCUGACCAAAGAAGAGAAAGUACAGCAUGUGGAGCAUGUUAUAACAGAGCUGGGGUUAACAAGGUGUCAGAACAGCAUGAUAGGAGGGCCACUGUUCAGAGGAAUAUCAGGUGGAGAGAAGAAGAGGGUUAGCAUAGGUCAAGAAAUGCUGAUCAACCCAAGUUUGCUACUGCUGGAUGAGCCUACUUCAGGUCUUGAUUCAACGGCAGCUCAGCGGAUCUUGAAGACUCUCAAAGGGCUUGCUAGUGGAGGUCGAACUAUUAUAACCACCAUUCAUCAGCCUUCUAGCCGUCUUUACUAUAUGUUCGACAAGGUAGUCUUGCUAUCAGAAGGUUCGCCAAUCUACUAUGGCCUUGCAUCAUCUGCGUUGGAGUAUUUCUCUUCCAUUGGAUUUUCAACAUCGCUCACUGUCAAUCCUGCUGAUCUCUUGCUUGAUCUUGCUAAUGGAAUUGGACCUGAUUUCCAGCAUGCUACUGACCAGAGUGACAGCUCGCAACAAGACUCAACAUCUGUGCGAGAAUUUCUCAUCUCUGCUUAUGACAAGAACAUUUCUACAAGACUGAAAAUUGAGCUAUGCAGUUCAGAUGUCGGCAGCUACAAUUACAAAGAAGCAUCCACAGGAAAUGAUGUGAAAUCUGAGAAAUGGUGCACAACUUGGUGGCAUCAAUUCAAGAUCCUGCUUUUACGGGGACUCCGGGAACGAAGAUUCGAAGCCUUCAACAGGUUAAGAAUCUUCCAAGUCUUAAGCGUGGCAAUACUAGGCGGGCUUUUAUGGUGGCGCACUCCUUCAUCUCACAUUGAUGACCGUAUUGCCAUGUUAUUCUUUUUCUCAGUGUUUUGGGGCUUCUACCCACUGUACAAUGCUGUUUUCACCUUUCCCCAAGAAAGAAACAUGCUAAUCAAGGAAAGGUCGUCUGGUAUGUACCGCCUCUCUGCCUACUUUCUAGCCAGAACAGUGGGAGAUCUUCCCAUGGAGCUUGCACUGCCAACAGCAUUUACAUUCAUUUUUUAUUGGAUGGGUGGCCUUAAACCUGACCCUUCGAGCUUUGUCCUCUCACUUUUGGUUGUCCUUUUUAGCGUCCUUGUUUCCCAAAGUCUUGGCUUGGCAUUUGGUGCCAUACUCAUGGACGUCAAACAAGCUGCAACUUUAGCCUCAGUAACUACUUUGGUCUUCCUUAUUGCCGGAGGAUAUUAUGUCCGACAAAUUCCCCCAUUCAUAGUCUGGCUAAAAUAUCUGAGUUACAGCUACUAUUGUUACAAGCUCCUUCUUGGGGUUCACUACAACGAGGAUGACUACUAUGAAUGUGCAAAGGAAGUCUAUUGCCGAGUUUCAGAUUAUCCUGCCAUCAAGUCAGUAGGUUUAAGCCAUUUGUGGAUGGAUAUGUCCAUCAUGGUGCUGAUGCUGGUGGGCUAUCGGUUUAUUGCAUACAUAGCUUUACACCGGGUACGGUGAAGGAUGCUUAGUGGAAGACCUAUAGAAGUUCAACAGUUUUUAUUUCUUCGACCGAGAAAUAAUGAUAGUUUAGGCAAACACCCAUUGCCAGGUUUUGAUCAUAGACAACUAUAAAAUUAGCGUUGUACCCUCUGGCGAUGGUUUGUAUAAAUCUGAUUCAUGACAGGUUUUCAUACUUGUGGAAUAAACUUGAACAUCCAUCAAGAAGUGCGCAUGUUAUGAUAAGAAUAAGAGUAAAUAAGCGACUAAACCUU
This is a messenger RNA of Sesamum indicum (sesame), 2734 nucleotides long. RefSeq names its product ABC transporter G family member 14. NCBI's taxonomy places the organism in Eukaryota, Viridiplantae, Streptophyta, Magnoliopsida, Lamiales, Pedaliaceae. Gene Ontology annotation, cellular component: plasma membrane. Gene Ontology annotation, biological process: transmembrane transport. The record is from RefSeq and is a predicted model, not a curated record. Gene Ontology annotation, molecular function: ATP binding; ABC-type transporter activity; ATP hydrolysis activity.